Messenger RNA from Andrographis paniculata, 1140 nucleotides. RefSeq lists its product as uncharacterized. The transcript is spliced from 2 exons. Bases 342 to 833 code for a protein of 163 amino acids. Lineage: Eukaryota; Viridiplantae; Streptophyta; Magnoliopsida; Lamiales; Acanthaceae. The record is from RefSeq and is a predicted model, not a curated record.
GGGCAUUGGAUUUUGUCACCGCGAAGGUGCGAUCAAGGUCUCGAAUUCACAAUGUCGCAGCCCUACGAACUACGAUUCACCGAAUCCGAGUCCCUCGAUCCAACAGGCAGCAACGUGCACGUAUCGAGUCAAAUUAUCGACAGGGAAACAGCGAUUCGGGACAAAGCUCAAUCCAUUUCCGCAAGGGUCGAGGCACGAAGUUCCUCGAAACGAAAAGCCUGCGAAUCGAAGUCCUCUGGAAUUUCUGCCAUGCACAAUACGUCUCGGGACAACCCGAGCCGACGAGCGGGUUUUACCUCGUUGUGCUGCUCGACUCGGAGCCGGGCCUGAUCCUCGGCGACAUGGACAACAAACUCGACGCAGCAGCAGCGGCAGCGGCGGCGGCGGAGAAACGCGCAUGCGACUGCAGGCUGGAGUCGCGGAGCGAGCGAUUCUCUGGCGCAACGGCAGUUGCGACGACGGCGAGGUUCCGCGAGGGGGGGCGGCAGCAUGCGGUGGGGAUCGAGUGGCGGCGGGGGGAGCCGGCGGUGCGGGUGUGCAUGGACGGGAGGAGCGUGGCGGAGGUGAGGAAGGUCCGGUGGAACUUCCGGGGGAAGGAGACGGUGUUUGUGGACGGGGUGGUGGUGGACGUGAUGUGGGAUGUUCAUGAUUGGGUGUUUGGGGAGAGGUCAGGGGAGGCUGUGUUCUUGUUCAGGACUAGGGAGGGUGGUGGUGUUAAUGGAGGGGAAAGUUGCAGGCUGUGGUGGAUGGAGGAGGUGGAGAAGAAGGGUUUGAUGAACUAUUGUCAAGAAGGGUUUUGUUUGAGGAUUUGUGUUCGUAAGAAUAUGGGUUGAUGAUUAUGGUGUUUUUGGUUGGUCUGUUUGUUUGUAUUUAUUUUUAUUUUUAUUUUUUUAUAUGACGUGGAAAUUUGCAAUUGUUAUCGGAGAGUACGCACUAGGUAAAUUUGCUGCCGAAUUUAAUACUUGCAAAUUGAGUCUGAUAAGACAAAUUACACUGGACGAAGAAGCAUGUAUGGCAAUUUAUAAGUUCUUCGUAAACAGGCUAUUCCUUACGGGAUCUUGAUUUUAUUUUUUUUUGGGUUUCCUGAUGUGGGUUUGUUGUUUUUUUGGCUUACCCUGAUGGGAAUAAUAUAUAUAGAUG